Polychytrium aggregatum is the source of this 2153-nucleotide messenger RNA. RefSeq lists its product as uncharacterized. Gene Ontology annotation, molecular function: protein binding. Gene Ontology annotation, biological process: SCF-dependent proteasomal ubiquitin-dependent protein catabolic process. The record is from RefSeq and is a predicted model, not a curated record. Gene Ontology annotation, cellular component: SCF ubiquitin ligase complex. Bases 1 to 2070 code for a protein of 689 amino acids. NCBI's taxonomy places the organism in Eukaryota, Fungi, Chytridiomycota, Chytridiomycetes, Polychytriales. The transcript has 3 exons.
AUGGAAGUCGUCACGUCGGACCUGGCUGCCCAGCUCCGGAACGUUCCGCUACUCUCCAAGGCCAGCAACAACGAUGCCUUCAUCAAGGAGCUCUCGGAAUCCCUGCAUGCGCGGCCAUACAACCCCGGCGACAUUGUCAUCUCCGAGGGCGAGAUGGCCAAGGCCAUGUUCUUUAUCCUCCGCGGCACCGUCCAAGUGAUAUCCAAGGAUGCCGAAAUCACCUUUGCCGAGCUCUACGCUGGCUCGUUCUUUGGCGAGAUAGGGAUCGUUUUUGGUGUCAACCGAACUGCCACGGUAAUCGCCAAAACCAAGCUCCUGUUGGCCUCGCUCACCUCCGAGCAUCUUGCCGCCAUCCUGGGCAAGUAUCCCGACGUCAACAAAAUCAUCCGGGCAGAGGCCCAAGAGCGUUUCCAGCAACUUGCCAAGGAGAUGGAGAGGGCAGGCAAGAUGCUGCAAGCUGCAACAUUCGAAAAGUUCCAUGAGCUGCGAAAGGAUACAUCCCACGGCUUUCUCAAGUUGGAUUCACACUCACGACAGGCCAGUCGACGCAACAGCGAGCUACUGGCAGAUACCAUGGGCGGUGACUUCAUUCUGCCGGCGCUGCGGAACUCGAGAGAAACCAUUGCGAGGGCAAGUAAUUCCGACCUCUCUUCGCAGCCGCCCGACGACAGUACUCGCACCGAGUCGGGUUCUGGAUCCAACGCCAACAGCCCUGCACAUUCGCAUUUCCCCGACUCGGGCGAGGAAUCCAGGGGACUCAAUCCGCACAUCUCAAGUCUCCAGCGACAGGGCGUCAAGCGCCGGGCAUCGGUUGCCGUGUGGUCCGACGAGCGGCUGAUGCAGUUUGCUCAGAACGUCACUGCCGGUCGUGACAAGAUGCAAUCGGUGCUGGCCCAGAGCGCCGUGGCGGCGGGAUCGAACAUCUACGCCUCCAAGAGCACAAUCGACAGCGACCACGAGGAUUUUGGGAGAUUUGAGCGGGCCACGAUGGUCAUCAUCCUCAAGAACCUGGGCAUCCAUGAUCUCUGUCGGUAUCGCCGCGUGAGCAAGGGCAUGAUGCAGCUCAUCAUGGAUCCUGACAACGGCCUCGGCGAGGCCGUCGAUCUGAGUCACUGGCACAAGCGCAUCAAUGACGAUGUCCUGACCCGGGUCGUGAGUCUCUUUGGGAGCCAAAUCAUAGACCUGAACCUCAAGAACUGCUGGACAGUGACCGACCGCGGCCUGCAAGUCGUUGCCCAGUCGCUUCCGUCCCUGAGAACCUUGAACCUCGCCAGCGUCUGGGAGCUUACGGAUGCCGGCAUUGUCCAGCUAGUAUCCGCUUGCCCGCUUUUGGAGGCGCUCGACCUUUCCAACUGCCGAAAGCUGACCGAUACUGCCGUCGUCGCUGUCAUGGCAGCCUGUCCCAACAUGUCAAGCCUCUGUCUCUCAUACUGCAAGAACCUUGGCAACGCCAUCCUGUCUGGCGAGCGCUGGCAAAACAUCAUCAAGUUGAACAUUCAGCGCUGUACGGGAAUCACCGAUGCCGGUUUCAACCCAUGGCCGCCCGGGCCCUUUGGGAUGCGCGAACUCAUCCUCAGCGACUGCAGCUUUCUGUCGGACGUCGCUGUGCAGAGUAUCGCCAGAGCCUGUCCCGAUCUCCGAACGCUUUCGCUAUCAUUUUGCUGCUCGAUCACCGAAGCCUUUGCACCGGCGUUGAGCGAGGGUUGUCCCAACCUCGAGGUGCUGGAUCUGUCCUUUUGCGGAGCAGCCGUCACAGACCAGAGCUUGUUCGUCCUGGCCAACGGACUCCGGUCGCUUUCCAAAAUGAGUCUGCGCGGAUGCAUCCAAGUAAGCGAGUCUGGCAUGGACCAGCUGCUUGACACUGCCGAGAGCCUCAAGGUCAUCAACCUGUCGCAGUGCAAGAACAUUUCCGAGGGCUGGAAGGCCACCAAGAUGUUCCGGAUCGUGUUUCUAACAACACAAUCGCUUCUGGAGUCGACGGUAGAGCCCAGCGCGGUGCUGACACCAGCGACACUGGGCCUACCGGUUCCUCGGGACGGAGGGCAUCGGUCGAGAUCCUUCACGACAUAGCCGGGACAAAAAGACAGAGGAUAUCCUGAUGGAGGGGCAGUACCUCGCUGCCAGUGGGCGGUGAGUCUAGUGGUGCUUGGGUA